Molecule: messenger RNA, 1076 nt
Organism: Melanotaenia boesemani (Boeseman's rainbowfish)
Lineage: Eukaryota; Metazoa; Chordata; Actinopteri; Atheriniformes; Melanotaeniidae
Exons: 4
Coding region: 36-797 (253 amino acids)
Source: RefSeq, a predicted model, not a curated record
GUAGAAAGGGGCGUCCUCUCCUCUGACAGGCCACCAUGCUCACCCUGCUCCACCAUUGUGGCCGUAAUUUACUGACGCAGAGGGCCGUUCAGAGCGUGAAUAAAAGUUAUUAUUCCUCACAGAUGGCGAAGCGCGUGGCUGUGGUGCUAGCGGGCUGCGGAGUUUAUGACGGCAGUGAGAUACAUGAGGUCUCCGCUGUUUUGGUCCAUCUGAGUAGAGGAGGUGCAAAUGUGCACAUGUUUGCUCCCAACAUUGACCAGAUGCAUGUGGUGGAUCAUCUGAAAGGCGAACCAUCUCAGGAGAAGAGAAAUGUGCUGGUGGAGAGUGCAAGGCUUGCUCGGGGAAAUAUCCAGGAUCUGUCCAAACUCAACGUCAAAGACCACGAUGCUGUGAUAUUCCCAGGUGGUUUUGGGGCAGCGAAGAACCUCUGUACGUGGGCGGUGCAGGGGAAGGACUGCGACGUUAACGAUGAGGUGAAAGCCACUCUGGAGGCUUUCCACAGUGACGGAAAACCCAUCGGCCUCUGCUGCAUCUCACCAGUCAUUGCUGCCAAAGUGUUUCCUGGGUGUGAGGUCACUGUUGGCCUUGAAAAAGACGACAAGUAUCCGGACACUACUGGCACGGCAGAAGCCAUCAAUCAGCUGGGCUGCAGGCACGUGAGCAAGAAUGUUGGCGAGAGCCAUCUGGAUGAGAAGAACAAGCUGGUCACCACCUGCGCCUUCAUGUGCAACGCUCCUAUGCAUGAGAUAUUCGAUGGAAUUGGAUCAAUGGUGCAAGGCGUCCUAAAACUUGCCUAAUUCAACUGAGAUUUAGAAGACUGUAGAGGCAAGAACUAAUGAAUGGCGGUGUAUAAACAAGGCAGUAGUUGUCUGCUGAAUGAGCAUAAAAUGAGAAUAACAUCCUGAUUAAAAACGUUAAAUUUGUUUAGAUUUAGUGGUAUAAAUGAUCUGAUGCUUCAUGCGUUUGAGUAUAUUCUGAUGCAGUGACACUAUCUCAUAGUAUCAGUGUUAAUGAAACUUUAAAAAAAAUCAGCAAGUAAUGGCAUUGUACACAAAACUGCAAUAAAAUGAAAAUCA